This is a messenger RNA of Cervus elaphus (red deer), 1131 nucleotides long. Its product is annotated as putative monooxygenase p33MONOX. The transcript has a single exon. Lineage: Eukaryota; Metazoa; Chordata; Mammalia; Artiodactyla; Cervidae. The record is from RefSeq and is a predicted model, not a curated record. Bases 1 to 915 code for a protein of 304 amino acids. Gene Ontology annotation, cellular component: cytoplasm.
AUGGUUUCAAGACAACCAGAAGUGCCUGCUCUUGAGCCUAGUGGGCCUCUAGGCAAGAUGUCCCUGCCCAUCGGGAUGUACCGCUGGGCAUUCAGCUAUGAUGAUGCCCUCGAGGACCCUAAGCCCAUGACUCCUCCAACAUCGGACAUGGGCAGCAUCCCCUGGAAGCCAGUGAUUCCAGAGCGCAAGUAUCAGCACCUCACCAAGGUGGAGGAGGGAGAGCCCGGUGUCUCCCCAUGUGCCCCGGCCCUGCCGUCGGCCAGCAACAGUGAGAAGGCCCCUGUGGUGAAGGCCAAAGCUACCCACGUCAUCAUGAGCUCUUUGAUCACAAAACAGACCCAGGAGAGCAUUCAGCGUUUUGAGCAACAGGCAGGGCUGCGAGAUGCUGGCUACACCCCUCACAAGGGCCUCACCACUGAGGAGACCAAGUACCUUCGAGUGGCAGAAACACUCCACAAACUAAAGCUCCAGAGUGGAGAGACAGCAAGAGAGGAGAGGCAGCCAGCCUCCACGCAGUCCACCCCGAGCAGCAGUCCCCAGGCCUCUCCUAAGCAGAAGACCAGAGGCUGGUUCACUUCUGGUUCUUCCACAGCCUUACCUGGCCCCAGUCUUAGCACCAUGGAUUCUGGAAGCGGGGAUAAAGACAGAAGCUCGACUGAUAAAUGGAGCCUCUUUGGAUCAAGAUCACUCCAGAAGUCUGAGUCAGGAGGCUUUGCCAUCCAAGCCUACCGAGGAGCUCAGAAGCCUUCUCCAAUGGAAGUGAUGCGCGCACAAGCCGCCCGAAGGGCGGAGGAGCCAGCAGCGUCCAAGCCGCCCAAGAUGGACAUCCCAGCGACGGAAGGGACGAGACAGCUGCCGCGGGCCCACAGCCUCAAGCCCCGUGACCUGAAUGUUCUCACACCCACUGGCUUUUAGAGCUUUCUGUCCCGGGGAUGCUGCAUCGAGGGUGUCGAGCCCAGCUCCCUUUACCGUGGCUCUGACGUAGGAAAAGUUUUGUCUUUGUGAAAAUCAAACUGAGGCUAGGUGGAGACAUAAUUGGUUUUUGCGAAACAUUAGUGCAAAGCUUGUCCUUGUGUGGAAAAGCCAUUUUUGUAUUGCUCUAGCUUUAGACUAAACAUGAGCAGUGAUGUA